Pseudozyma flocculosa PF-1 is the source of this 3444-nucleotide messenger RNA. RefSeq lists its product as uncharacterized. Gene Ontology annotation, molecular function: lipid binding. The record is from RefSeq and is a predicted model, not a curated record. The transcript has 3 exons. The coding region runs from base 1 to 3444 and encodes 1147 amino acids. NCBI's taxonomy places the organism in Eukaryota, Fungi, Basidiomycota, Ustilaginomycetes, Ustilaginales, Ustilaginaceae.
AUGACGAGCCACCAAGUCGGCGAAGGAUGGUCGGAGCGCAACCCCAUUCCGACUGUCCAGCAGUACCGCGAGAUUGAGGCGCAGCGCGAGAGGACCGCCAGGGAGAACCAAUCAAGGCUCGCAGAAAGCGAGGCAGAUGAGCAGGCGCCCGUCAGCACCACCGCGACCGGCACCACCACCGUCGGCGCCGCGCCCGCCCUCGACACCGGCUACGAGGGCCUUCGUCAGCGAAAGAGCCUUUCGAGCGCCGGCGAAGGGGCCUUUAGCGGCCCUCCGGUGCCCGACAAGGGCGACGUCGCAGCGACCGGCGUCAGGAAGGACGACGAGGUCAAGGAUGCCGGCGGGGGAGCCGAGGAAAAGGAGCGCAUCAAGAAGCAGCAGCAGCCCAAGGGAAAGGCCAACGAGUUUGAGGCCAAGGGCGAGCGCGUGGUCCGCGAUCCCACGACGGGCGGAGAUGUCCAGAUUCGCGACGCCUCCGAAAACGCAAAGAUCGACCCCGACAAGCUCGACUCUCGAUAUGGCCCGGGCUUCUCGUCCAACAAGGCAAAGGAUCCCUCCAAGCACCACCCGCUCCACACGGCGCCUUACCCGGCUGAGCCGUCCAACAUCCUCCUGCAGACCUUCCCGGCGCCCGUCGACACCGAUGCGCUCCAGCGCCUCAAGGGCACUUUCCGACAGCUGGCCCUCGGCCUCGCCGCCGCCCUCGCCGUCACCUGGUUCUUUGUCGCGUUCGGCGCCGGCUGGAUGCGCUUCUUCUUCCGCACCGGCAUCCUCGCCGCCGUCGGCUUCGGAGGCUGGUCGGGUCUCAACCUCGCGCUGCGCAAGAUCGAAAAGGAGAUGGAGCAUAUCCGCGCCGAGAUGCAUCGUCAGCGCGGCCAGGAUCACUCCCCGCCCAUGCCCGAGUCGGUCGAGUGGCUCAACUCUAUCCUGGCAUCGGCGUGGAAGCAGGUCAACCCGGAGAUGUUUGUGCCCAUGGUCGACAUGGUCGAAGACAUCAUGCAGCAGUCUCUGCCCGGCUUCGUCGACUCGGUCAAGAUCGACGACGUCGGCCUCGGCGAGAACCCCUUCCGCCUGGUGUCCAUGCGAGGACUCGCCGACAUGAUGACCGACGACGAGUACCCGCGCGAGGAGUGGAUCGACCAGGGCAAGAAGGACGAGCUCAAGGCCGCCGAGGCCAAGUCCGGCGUCGCCAGCGACGACGACGACGGCGACGGCGUAAAGACCGACGAUGAGAGCGGAGACUUUGUCAACCUCGAGGUGGCCUUCUCGUACUCGGCGCGCGCCGGGCAGUCGUCGUCGGACCGCGCCAAGAACAUCCACCUCAUGAUCCAGUUCUUCCUCGGCGCCUACGACCUCUUCCAGAUCCCGCUGCCCAUCUGGAUCCAGGUCGAGCACAUCUCGGGCACUGUCAGGCUGCGCCUCCAGAUGGUGCAGGAACCGCCCUUCAUUCGCAACCUCACCGUGACGCUCAUGGGCGUCCCUCGCAUCGAGAUCAGCGCCAUCCCCAUGACGCGCGCCCUGCCCAACGUCCUCGACCUGCCCGUCAUCAGCGGCUUUGUGCAGUCCAGCAUCGCCGCCGCCACCAACAUGUACGUCGCCCCCAAGAGCAUGACGCUCAACAUGGCCCAGAUGCUCGGCGGAGACGGCAUCAAGAAGGACACGGACGCCGUUGGCGUGCUCGUCGUCGACAUUGAGUACGCCGUCGACCUCAGCGCCCAGGACGCCAACGGAAAGAGCGAUCCCUAUGUCGUCUUGGCGUACAGCAAGUUCGGACGACCACUCUUCAGCUCGCGCAUCAUAUUCGAAGAUUUGAACCCCGUCUGGAACGAAACUGCCUAUCUAUUGGUCUCAAAGGACGACAUUCGUGCCGACGAGUCGCUCGGCAUCCAGCUGUGGGACUCUGAUGCCCGCACGGCCGACGACAUAGUGGGAAGGGUCAACAUCCCGAUCAAGGAGCUGGUUGCGAAGCCAAACGUUCCCCAGGAUCGCUUGGACCCGCUCAAAGGCUUCGAAGAUGCGGAUUCCAUGCCAGGCCACCUCAAGUACUGCGUCACAUACUUUGACAAGGCGGACUUCAACAAAUCGCUCAUGAAACGCAAGAAGGACGAGGAAAAGACGCAGGCCGAAAAGGAACUCGAAAGGACGGCCACCGCCGUCGACACCGAGACCGAGGCGCUGGCGCUGCACUGCCCGCCGGACCCCGAGUACCCUUCGGGCGUGCUCAGCAUCAUCGUGCACCACAUUGCGGGCCUCGAGGAGCGAAGCGUCGAGAAGGGUGUUAUGGGAAAAGAGCGGGAAGGCAGCUACGGUCAGGACGUCGACGCCAAGAACCCGGGCGGCAAGGCGCUGCCGAGCGGCUACGUCGAGAUCAUCGUCAACGACGAGAUCCUCUACAAAACGCGGGUGAAGCCGCAGAGCAACAUGCCCUUCUUCAACGCCGGGCACGAGGCCUUUAUCCGCGACUGGACGCGGACCGAGGUCAGGCUGGCGGUGCGCGACGCCCGCCUGCGCGAGCACGACCCGCUGAUGGGAAUCGUGUCGCUCGACCUGACGAGGCUGUUCGAGGAGUCGUCGCAGGUGACGCAGUCGUUUUCGCUGCAGGACGGCGUGGGCUUCGGCAAGGUGCACGCCAGCUUCUGCUUCCGCAGCGUCAAGGCCAAGCUGCCCAAGCAGCUGCUGGGCUGGGACACGGCGACCGUCGAGCUGCUCAGCCCGAUCACCAUCGAGAGCGCCGACCCCAAGCUGCAGAGCAAGAAGAUCAAGGUGUCGACGGGCGACGACACGCAGCGGAUCGCGCCGAGCCAGGAGGUGCCCGACGGCGCCGACGCCCUGGUGCGUCUGCCCGUCUACGACCGGUACAGCUCGAUGCUGACGUUUGACAUCGGCGGUGGUGGGCUGAGCCUGGGACCGAUCGGGGGCAAGCCCGAGGCGGUGGCCGUGUUUGCGCUGCGCGACCUCGGCGACGACGAGGUGGCCGACCUGGAGCUGGACCUGCUGGCCGGCGACAACCUGGGCACGCUCAAGCGCAACUACCCCAACGAGCAGACGCGCAAGACGCAUCCGCACGAGGUGGUGGGCAAGCUGCGCGUCAAGGUGCGCAUCGACGCCGGGCUCGACGACGACCACCUGCGCCUGGUCCAGUCGAGCACGGGCCGCAAGGACCGCCACGAGUACGAGGUGUACAACCGCCUCGAGGGCAUGCCCAAGCGCGCCGAGGAGAAUGCGCACGCCAACGACGACGGCGUCAUUGACUCGGAGGAGCGCAAGCGCAUCAACAAGGCCAAGUCCGAGGCGCUCCACUCGCGCCACCGCGGCGUCAUGGGCUACUCGACGGCCAGGACCGGCGUCUGGGCCAAAGACGGCGUGCGCGACCGCAUCCGCCGAGCGUCUCAGAAGCUGCGAGGCAAGCAGACGCGCGACCAGACCAUCAACUCGGAGGCGUGA